Molecule: messenger RNA, 360 nt
Organism: Cylicostephanus goldi
Lineage: Eukaryota; Metazoa; Nematoda; Chromadorea; Rhabditida; Strongylidae
Source: the annotation of a GenBank genome assembly
CCUGAGGCUGUGGAUGAGAUGUUGCCAAUUUGCCAGAAUCUUGUUGCUUGUAUGCCAGACCAAUUAGAUUGCAUAAAUAAAUUUAUUGCGAACACUUACGAGAAAGAUAUGAUGUGUACAGCAAAACUUAUCAACGAAUACGAGGAAGGAAAGAGACCGUUUGCACUUGUUCAUGGCGACUUAUGGGCUCCUCAAGUACUGUGGCGGGAUGAAGAAACUAUUGGCGGUAUAGUAGAUUGGCAAAUGGUCCAUCGCGGAAGUCCCGUAAGUCAAUUCUGUUUCUCGCAAACACUCGAAUGUAUGCUCACUUUUACCGAAAAAGAAGAUGACGACGCUAUUCGCACAUCACAGUAUGCUUAG